UCCCUCCUCCCUCACUCUCUGUCUCUCUCGGCUUAACGGAUACACCUAUCUAUCUUCCACAAGCAUCAGCAGUCUCUCCAUCUCUCUCCGCGAUACUGAGCGCUACUACAGCGCAAAACAUGGCAUCUCUGCGCCCCGAAGAACCGCUCUCCGCCGCUGCGCACCUCUGCGUCUUUCUGCUGAUCGCCUCGGCCUGGAUGGCACUGCCGGGACCCGUGUGCUGUGACAGCGGGGCUUUAACCCGUCGCGGCGGGGAGGACCGUACGUUUGACAUGGGCGGCCGAGACGGAGGCUCCCCGCCGGGCUUACCAAAGGACGGUGACGAGGAAGCCGGCGGCGCGGAGAGCUCACCCCGCUUCAGGAGAGCGCUGUCCCGGGAAAAACAAAUGUCCCUGCUCAGCAGCUCGUUCGUGCUCAAAGGGGAUGCGACCCACAACCAGGCGAUGGUCCACUGGACAGGAGAGAACAGCAGCGUCAUCCUGAUCCUGACCAAGUACUACCACGCUGACUCCACCAAGGUACUGGAGAGCUCACUGUGGAGAUCUUCUGACUAUGGCACCACCUACACCAAACUCAACCUGAUGCCAGGGACGACCAUCGUGGUGACCAGCUUUUAUAUCUGCCCAACCAACAAAAAAAAGGUAGGAUGA
This is a messenger RNA of Sander lucioperca (pikeperch), 650 nucleotides long. RefSeq names its product sortilin-related VPS10 domain containing receptor 2. Lineage: Eukaryota; Metazoa; Chordata; Actinopteri; Perciformes; Percidae. The record is from RefSeq and is a predicted model, not a curated record. Bases 120 to 650 code for a protein of 176 amino acids. The transcript has 3 exons.